CUUGCAGACCCGUCAGAGUGUUUGCAUUCGCGUAGUUCAAUCCGAAGGCGCCACUUAUUAAUUGUUUUACCAGCAGAACAAAAAUCUAAAGUUUAGUGCAUCUACCUAUCUACGGGAUUUACAAAAGUUUAAAUAAUUUAAACAAUUAUUGUGAACCACAUCGUAAAAGAGUAUUUCCAAAGUUAAGUGUUUUUAUUUAAAUUUUACAAUGAAAAACAAAAUCAAUAAUAAUGAAACUGCCAUCACCUGGGUCGGUGGCCAGUAUGUGCCGGAAGGUCUAGAUUGUUCGUACAAAAAUAAGAACAAGUAUUUUUACAGAAAAUGUUACGUUGGACAUCUGACCCUAGAGAUUGGGAACUAUGUACUGGUUUCCAACUUUGACAAAGCAGAUCCCGGAACGAUCGAGAGUUGUGAUAUAGCGCGCAUUGAACAUAUGUACGAAAUAAUUGACGAUGAGAACUCCAGUGAUCCAUUCAAAGCAGUCGUACAAUGGUAUUGCAGACCUAUCGAUUUGCCUGAAAGUAUUUCAAAUGAUGACAACUAUACAUUUGAUUUUGAUCGCGAAAUUAUUGAAGACUCUCGCUUCAAUUGUAAUAUAAAUGUGGACGCAAUUUUCGACCAUUGUCGUGUGGAGAUAGCGGAACCUGGGGUCGUUGCAUCAGAAUUAGUCACCAAAAAGUCAGUUAAGGGUCCAAUGUUUGUAGCGCGCUAUAGACUCCUUAGAAAUGGCACUAGAAAAUUCCAUUUGGAACCUUUAAUUGAUUCCGUAACAGAAACAACACCUCGUAAGAGAAAAUCUUUGAAUCAGCCGCCCAAUACUCGUUCUGUUGGUAAAUCUGGAUCAAAAGAACUACAAAAGACUCCAAAGUUAAGACUAACGCGAUCCAAAUCGGUUGAGUUUGUGAAUGUUGACGCCAUAGAGGAAAAUGUUGAAAAUUUCCAAUUUCAUUCGGGCGAAGACAAGUGGGUGGUCAAGAUAAUCGACAGUGAAGACUAUUCUAAUUACAAGAAAGAUCUUUCGCGUGUCACACAAAGAUUAAACGCAAUCGACGUAAGCGAUGAGGAGAACGUAUCACCAAAUAAAAUGGCACGAAUGAACCAAGCCAGGCGAAAAUCGGGCAACUUUCGCAGAAACUUAAACGAUAGUCUUCGAGGAGAAUCACCCACGUCUGGAGGUGAAGAAAUAAUGAACUAUUCAAUUGUUACAGAUGAUUCUAAAAACACUCCGGACAUGAAAAUAAAAUUAAAAGUGUCGGAACGUCAUAGAUCUGGAUGCGAUACGCCCACUACGAGAAGAUCGGUCAGAAAAAGGUCCACACAAGAGGAUGCCGACCCUUUGAAUAGCGAAACAUCACCGAGAAAAUCUAGUAGACCUAUUUCAAACAAGGACGAGAGUUCACAAACUCCAACUACAAGACCGCGACGAAAGAGUAUUCUCAAAACACCCAGCACCAAAACUUCUGAAAUGAUCGGUACUCCGAAACGAUUGCAACUUUCAAACAUUGUUGAAGAGUUCACAGAGGGCCGACGAAUGUCGCGGAAAAUAGUACAAACCCCCAAAAUGGCGGAAUAUGUCUCCAGCGAAGCUAGAACCCCUCGAUCCAGGGCAAAUGGCAAAGCGACUCCACAGACCACUACUCCGAGUAGUGCCGCGAAGAAAAAACUCAUUCGCUCGGGUGCCAUAAAACCUGCGAUUCACAGUCGAGCGGCCCCCGUGGAGACUGCGCUGGACAAUCAACUGGCAAUGGCCCGUGAACGACUGCAUGUCUCGGCAGUGCCCACUAGUCUUCCGUGCCGCGAAAAGGAAUACAACGAAAUUUAUAACUUCGUUGAGGGAAAAAUUAUAGAUGGCUGCGGCGGCUGCAUGUACGUUUCCGGUGUUCCAGGAACGGGCAAAACGGCCACAACGACGGCUGUAAUUCGUUCGCUGCAAGCUUCAGCCGACGAAGAGGAAAUUCCCAGAUUCGACUUUGUGGAGAUCAACGGAAUGCGACUGACGGAACCCAGACAGGCCUACGUUCACAUCUAUCGGCAGCUCACCGGAAAGACGCUUGCCUGGGAACAGGCCUAUAAUCUGCUUGAAAAACGAUUCAACACCAAAGCGCCUCGCCGUGUAACGACCGUUCUGUUGGUUGACGAGCUGGACAUUUUGUGUAAUCGCCGCCAGGAUGUCGUCUACAACUUACUCAACUGGCCCACCUUGAAUUCGGCCCAGCUGGUGGUCAUCACCAUUGCCAACACCAUGGACCUUCCGGAACGGUUGCUGAUGGGGAAGAUUUCCUCCCGAUUGGGAUUGACCCGGCUCACCUUUCAGCCGUACAACUUCCGACAACUGCAGGAAAUCGUGAUGGCCCGGUUGACUGGAACGUCCGCUUUUGAUGCGGAGGCCGUCCAAUUGGUGGCGCGUAAGGUGGCAGCCGUUUCCGGGGAUGCUCGCCGGGCGUUAGACAUUUGUCGCCGGGCGACCGAAAUAGCGGACGACAAAUCGAAGCUGACCGGUAGGUCCAUCAGCGUUUCCAUGGGCCAUGUUCAGCAAGCUCUCGGCGAAAUGAUUGCCAGCGCCAAAGUGCAGACAAUCAAAAGCUGCUCAAGACUGGAACAGCUGUUUCUGCAGGCAGUCACAUCUGAGGUAACUCGCACCGGCAUAGAAGAAUGCAGCUUCCUCGGGGUGUAUUCGCAGUUUGAAGUGUUGGCUACGUUCGAUGGCAUAACGGUACCCAAUCCAGGACGAGCCAUUGCCAUCUGCAGCCGAUUAGGAGCUUCGCGGCUACUGAUUUGCGAAAAUUCACGCAACGAUAUCUAUCAGAAGAUUUUGCUCAACAUUAGCGCUGACGAUGUGCACUAUGCAUUACAGGCAAGUAAUAUGAUUUAAGUUUUUUUUUUUUAAGUGAUUAAAAAGUCUGACGCAACAUUUAUUUAGUAACAAUUCAUUUAUUCUCAUUAAAGCAACAUUUUUUU
This is a messenger RNA of Aedes albopictus (Asian tiger mosquito), 2958 nucleotides long. RefSeq names its product origin recognition complex subunit 1 (gene Orc1). Gene Ontology annotation, cellular component: nuclear origin of replication recognition complex. The coding region runs from base 209 to 2872 and encodes 887 amino acids. The transcript is spliced from 3 exons. The record is from RefSeq and is a predicted model, not a curated record. Gene Ontology annotation, biological process: mitotic DNA replication checkpoint signaling; DNA replication initiation. Lineage: Eukaryota; Metazoa; Arthropoda; Insecta; Diptera; Culicidae. Gene Ontology annotation, molecular function: ATP binding; ATP hydrolysis activity; chromatin binding.